Molecule: messenger RNA, 1479 nt
Organism: Clonostachys byssicola
Lineage: Eukaryota; Fungi; Ascomycota; Sordariomycetes; Hypocreales; Bionectriaceae
Source: the annotation of a GenBank genome assembly
AUGUAUUUCGAGACCAUCAACAAGCAAUGGGGGGAGGAUCACCGCCUCAAGGGGUCCUCCAUGCAGGAUGAGCCGGCAUUCUAUCGGAACCUCGAGCAGGCCCUAGAUGUCCGUCGCCAGGCGCAAUACUUCCUUAAUCUCAAGCCUCAAUGGGGCAAAGAGGUCGUUGACUUGACGACGUCCGACUUCCUCGCCGUCAACCACUCUGGAAAGGUGCGUCAGCGUUUUCUGGACGAGCUGGCGCAGCACCCAGACUUUCGUCUGGGCGCCAAUGGCUCCCGCCUGCAGUACGGCAACACGCCCUACAUCAACCAGGUCGAGAAGGAAAUUGCCGACUUCCAUGGCGCUGAGACGGCUUUUAUCGUGGCCUCUGCCUAUGCCGCGAACCUGGGCGUUCUUUCCAGCGUGCCGCUCGCCGGGGACGCGCUUGUGUACGAUGAGCUCGUGCAUGCAAGCAGUUUCGAGGGGUUCAAACUCAGCAUGGCGAUGCAUAGGCUCCCAUUCCCCCACAAUGACCCGGACGGCCUCCGUGAGGUCUUGGUGCGCCUCAAGAAGGACCAUCCCGAGUUUGUGGCCGGCACAAGCUCCAUCCUGAUCUGCGUCGAGUCCAUUUACAGCAUGGAAGGUGAUGUCUGCGAGCUCCGUGAGCUGGUCCAAGUGGCCAAGGAAGAGUUUCCUCUGGGAAAUGCACAAUUCGUCAUGGACGAGGCUCACAGUAUCGGGGUGGUUGGUGACAAGGGGCGUGGGCUGGUGUCAUACCUGGGCAUGGAAGAUGACAUCGCGAUCCGAGUCCAUUCUGUGAGCAAGGCGUUGGGGUCAACUGGCGGAGUCAUCAUGUGCAAGAAGACUGUCCGGUCCAUGAUGCUGAAUAAUGCACGGUCUCUCACAUUCACGUGUGCACCGUCAUUUCCGACUGUUUGCUCCGUUCGGGCUAGCUACCAGCUAUUGAUCAGUGGAGCAUUGGUAGAGGUAAGAUGGUGUUCCUCUCACGGCUUGUUUGGGGAGUUGAUUUCACUAUUCUUUGGUCGUUUUGGCCUCUCUUAUACGCAGGCCCAGGAGAAACUACAAAGCAACAUCAAGCGGUUCCUUACGGCUUUGACCGAGAACCCUGUAUGGGACGAGGCAGUUGAUGAGGGCAUUCUCUCGAUACACACUCUCGACGACUGGGAACGGCGUCCGUUUCAGACGCAAAUCGUCCCCUUGUUCACACGCGAACGCCACGAAACAUACCUCUUCUUCCAUCUACUAAUGAGAAACUUCAACGCCUACCCCUAUCAGUCCCCCGUCGUUCCGAAAGGCAAGAGCCGGGUGAGGAUAGUCUUGCAUGCCUACAAUACUGAUGAGCAGAUUGAUGAACUGGCUUCAACAAUCUGCGAUUGGGCGCGUGAAGUCCUGAAAAUUGACAGUGGCGAGGCAGAGGCCGGCUUGCCCUCGGCCGCUCGGCAAGCUUAUGCAAUGCAGAGAGCCCUCCAGUCAUAG